Messenger RNA from Cyclospora cayetanensis, 1071 nucleotides. Its product is annotated as radial spoke head 10 homolog B. NCBI's taxonomy places the organism in Eukaryota, Apicomplexa, Conoidasida, Eucoccidiorida, Eimeriidae. The transcript is spliced from 5 exons. The record is from RefSeq and is a predicted model, not a curated record. Bases 1 to 1071 code for a protein of 356 amino acids.
AUGGGGUGUUCGGGGAGCAAGGCUCGGGCAGCCCGCCCUUUCACAGAUGAAUCUAGAACGCGUCUUGAUAACCAAAACACCGGAGACGCUGACGCUGAGGCACACCAAGCAGGGGCCUUAGGGCUUGCCACACGCACAGGUGCUGCGGGGGGCGGGCCUAAGGCUCACGGUGGUGCCCCGUCUGGUAAGCCUGAGGACGAGGAUGUGGACCCCCUAGCAGGCAUAGACCUGACCAUCCCUGAGGACUGUGAGGAGGUAGUGAUGAAGAACGGAGUGACGUACAGAGGGGAAUGGCGCAACGGCAAGCAGCACGGGAGGGGGGAGCAGCGGCAGGCCAUGGGCGUGGUGUAUACGGGACAGUUUAGUCAGGGUCAGAUUGAGGGCUUUGGAAGGCUUACUAGGGCAGACGGAAGCAAAUAUGAAGGAGAGUUCGUUAACGGGAAGGCGGAAACGCGUACAAGGCCCGGGGUGUACACCUUCCCAGAUGGGUCCAAGUACGUGGGCCAAUGGAGGCAAGACAAGCGCCAUGGGGAGGGUUGUGAGACUCUUUCUGACGGCUCUCAGUACAAAGGGCAGUUUGUUGACGGCCUCAAAUGCGGCAAGGGGCGCAUGAGGGCCUCCAAUAGCGACACAUAUGAAGGGGACUUCGUACAGGGGGAAAUGAGCGGGCAUGGUGUGUACACCUGGCCCGACGGCCGAGUCUACGAAGGCGAGUGGAAAGGGAGCCGAAUGCACGGGAAAGGGGUGUUUUUCUUUCCUGACGGCCGCAAGUACGUGGGGGAUUUCGUAGAUAGCAGGAUGGAAGGAGAAGGCUGCUUGACGUGGCAGGACGGAUCCUCCUUUAAGGGACAAUUCAAGAACGGUCUGCCACACGGCGAAGGCAGACACACUCCUAAGGGGGGAACCCCUACUGCCCUUGCUCUCUGGAACAAAGGAGUUCGAGUUAAGUGGUUGGAGGACCUAAACCCUGCUGCUGAAAACGCCACGAAGGCCUCAGCAGCAACAGAAUCAGGGAUUCCCAAUGCAGCGACCGGAGCAGCACCGGGAUCAACACCAGCAGCAGCACAGUGA